Scylla paramamosain (green mud crab) is the source of this 3213-nucleotide messenger RNA. RefSeq lists its product as uncharacterized. The coding region runs from base 230 to 814 and encodes 194 amino acids. The record is from RefSeq and is a predicted model, not a curated record. Lineage: Eukaryota; Metazoa; Arthropoda; Malacostraca; Decapoda; Portunidae. The transcript is spliced from 2 exons.
CAGAACAAGGAUCAUGAGGAGAAGAAAGGUGCCAAGACAAAAAUUGACAAAUUAACCGAGCAAGUUGAGUUGUCAGAUAAGAAAACUAAGGAACUAGAAGAAAGAAUCAACUAUCAAGACGAUUACAGUAGAAGGAAGAAACAUCAGGAUUAGUGGAUUUGAGGAGCGAGAUGGCAACGAGACGUGGGAGCAGACGGCGGCCUUGGUAGCUUUUAGGCUUCAGGACAAGAUGCAGCAACCAGGACUCGUGCUUGAGCGAGCCCACAGGGUUGGUACGCGCCGGGAACACAAGCCUCGCACUAUCGUGGCGCGAUUCUCUCGAUUUUGUGACAGAGAGGCCGUGGUGAGAAAUGCGAAUAAGCUGAAGGGAACAAACAUUUUCUUAAAUGAUGACCUAUGUCCAGCUUCACAAGCUGCUAAGAACGCUCAGAUGCCGCUCCUGAAACAAGCAAAAGCCCAAGGAAAGAUCGCCUUCUUUCGGCAUACCAAGCUGAUCGUGAGGGAGAGAUACAACGACGACGGCGCUUCUGUUGCUGCUGCUGGUAGGCGAGGACAGCAGCCGGCGGGGGAUGCUGUAAACGCUGCUGUGGGAGAGGCGGCCACCGGUGGUGGGGUCAGGGGGGAAUCCAGGCCUGCUGCUGUUGGCGAUGUUGUUGGCGUGGAAGUGGCGGGUGCCUGGUCUAGCGGGAGAGCUGAGGGAUUGCCUUCUCUCAACUCACCGCGCCCUGAUACUACCGCACGCACUCUCCCCCUGCACGGGGUGUCUCGCCUCAACCAGUGUAUGGCGCGCCUGCGCGCCGGCACAACAGAGUGAGAGGGGAACGUAGAGCCGAGGGGACACGUUGAACUUGCCCUCUCAGCUAUUUCGGCGCGGUUGUUGUGACGUGAGUGUUGAUAACGUACCACAGCAUAAUGAACAUCAUAGGCUGUAGGGGCCCACCAGCGUCUCCAAAGCCACUUCACGACAGUCACGCCUACACGUCAGACAUGUCCCGGGAGGCGCGGAGAGUAAAUCCCAGUAAAUCCCCGAGCUCUCAUCCCGGUAAAUCUCCAAGUGUAAUCCCUUGCAUACAACCAAGAGGACGCCUGUUCCCCGCACUGUGUUUGUAUUCAUCAUAGUAUUAGAUAAUAGAUACUUAUGUACCAUGAGGAUUUAAUGAUGUGUGUCAACAUAAUUAAUGUAACUACGUAUAGUAAUUAGAUACUUACGUAAUUGUGAGUUACGUAAUUGUGAGGAUUUAUUGAUGUGUGUUAGUAUAAGUACACUUAACGUAACAUAAUGACGUACAUCAGAUCACGCAGACGAGAGGGCGACUUGCUGUGUUUGUGCUGGUGGUGUUCAUCUGUAGAAGCGACUGAACCCGCUAAAGUGUAGGUCACUCUGUAUUGACUCAUAUAUGUUACGGAAUUGACGACGUGAAGUGUCACGACAUUGAUGUACUGCAAUACUUGUUUUACCUAUUGAUAUACUUUUUUCUGUUAUUCUCAGUAUUAGUGAUAAUAUGCUAAUUCACAAAGAGCGCGUACUGCACAGCUCGUUUCAGUCACCUCCAGUACAAUACAUUAAUAAGCGUCGGAUGGCGCUUACAAAUUAGAGUGGCUAAAGAAAACUGGUACACAUCAAAAUGAUCUGGACAGUGAGGUAAUACAGAGAAAACUUGGGAAAUACUCAACCGUUUAAUGGCAAACAAUGUCUCAAAAUUGCCAUCUUCAAUGGAUUUUGGUGACAAAAUCUUCUCUAACAACAAUGAUAUUGCUGAAGGGUUUAACAGUUAUUUCAGUAAUAUUGCCAGUAAAUUAGCCGCAGACAUUGGUCCUGCCACUGUGCCAUUUAAUUCUUUCCUCCCUGAUUCUGUGCCAUUUUUUUUUUUUUUUUUUUUUUUGUAAGACCAACCACAGAGAAAGAAAUGAAGCCUAUUAUUACUGGUCUCAGAGUUACUUCACCUGGAUAUGAUGACAUCAACAUGAAGGUAAUAAAAGAAUGCAGCGAUGAUAUUUCUCCUUCUCUAAAGUUUAUUAUCAAUAGAUUUUUGAAGGAAGGAUACUUUCCUAAGCAAUUACAGAUUGCAAAAAUUAUCCCAAUAUUUAAGAAAGGUGAUAAAUGUAAGCACAAUAACUAUAGGCCUGUUUCUAUUCUUCCCAGCCUCAGCAAAAUCAUCGAAAAGUUUUUCGCUAUUACAUUAACUGACUACUUUACCAAGUUUUCCCUGUUUACAGUAACCCAGUACGGAUUCAGGCCCAAGUACUCAACAGAUGUAGCAAUUCAUAAUCUGUGCCAAAGUAUUCAUGAUGCUUUAGAUAAAAAAUGUAACCAAAUUACUGUAUUUUGUGAUUUAAGUAAGGCCUUUGAUACGAUAUCACACAAUAUUCUGUUAAGUAAACUUAAUACAUGUGCAUUCGGGGAAAGGCAAAUGACUUCAUUAAGAGCUACUUGAGUUUUAGAAAACAAUUUACAAUUUACAACAAUAUUUCAUCAACAUAUAAACAUAUUAAUUACGGUGUCCCUCAGGGAUCAAUCUUGGGGCCGAUGUUAUUCUUAAUACAUGUGAAUGACACAGUACGUACAAGCAACACCAUUAAAUUCUUGCUUUACGCUGAUGACACAACUAUAUACGUCCAGGAACAAAAUAUGGAGGAAAUGGUUCAUAAUAAUGAAUUAAUUAAGGUAUCUGACUGGAUAACAAGCAACAGACUUACACUAUAAGUGUCUAAAACUUUCUAGAUGGUGUCAUGUCUGACAAACGUAAAUGAAGUUGAUAUUGAUAUAAAGAUAAAAGACAAUUUGUUGAGUAAAGUUAAUUACAUAAAAUUUCUAGGCUUAAUAAUAGAUGAUAGAUUAACCUGGAAACAACACCUACAUCAACUCUGUAGUAAAUUGUCACAAAUAACUGGUGUCUUGUACAAAAUUAGAAACAAUAUAACUGUCCAAUGUCUGAAAUUAAUAUAUAUGUCUACUGUUUAUCCACAUCUAAUAUACUGUUCACCAAUUUGGGGGGGAGCGUUUAAAACACUCUUAGAUGGGUUAUUUGUUGCGCACAAAAAAAAACAACAAUGAUAUCAUUAAUAGAAAACUUUGGCUAAUAUAACAUAUGUUACAGCAAAGUAUGUAUGUAACCAUGCAUACAUUUGUUAUGUAUGUAUGUGAGUAUGUGUAUGUAUGUGCACAGGUUUGUAUGUGGCCAUGUGUGUGUGUGUGUGUGUGUGUGUGUGUGU